UUUUUUUUUUAAAAAAAAAUAUAUUUAUUUAUAUAUUCUUUUUUGUAUAUAUUUUAUUUUAUUUUUUACCUUCAAAUAAUCAUCUCGAAAUGCUUAUUUUAAGACAUAAUACUUUACCAUCUGAGGAUCUUUUUGUCAUUGAACGGCGCAUGAUCAAAGUUGCAGAUCCGAAAUAUAAUGUCAAAGAUCUUACUCAUUUUGUAGUAUUGGAUAAAUCUCGAGCCGAACUUUAUGGUUAUCUUCUUGGAUUUAUGGAACGACUUGGUUUAUGCGAAUCGAUUGGUGUCACACCAUCAGAAUUUCUCGAUUUUUUAAUAGACAUUGAUCAUGGUUAUUUACCUAACGCGUAUCAUUCUUUCUAUCAUGCAGUAGAUGUAGCGAUUGUAUUAUAUCAAAUGGUUUGUGGUUAUGGUGUAGCCAAUUAUAUAUCUAGAGUUGAUAUUGCUGCAUUAUUAAUUGCUGGUUUAUGUCAUGAUAUUGGACAUCCGGGAAAAAAUAAUAAUUAUCAAGUAAAUCUAAAAACAGAUUUAGCUAUUCGAUAUAGCAAUAAAUCUGUUUUAGAAAGUUAUUCAUGUACACUUACAAUGGAUCUAUUAACAAAACAUAAAUUAUUUAAAAGACUAGAAGAUGCAAGCUCUAAUUUGGGUCUUCCUACUUCGGAAUCUGAAAUGAGAACAAUGAUUAUUAAGAUGAUUUUAGCAACUGAUAUGAUAUUUCAUUAUGAAUUGCAAGAAAAUCUCGCUAAUAUUUUAGAGAUUAUAUCAGAAGAAAACUUAAGAAAAGAAGAAUUAUUAAAGCCACACCCAUCUUCUAUGCAUAAACCAGUUCUACCAUCUACAACAGAAGAAAAUGAAGACGAAGACGAAGAAGACGAAGAAGAUAAAGAAGAAAGAAUAGAAGAAAAGUCAGUAAAGGAUUCAUCAGAUCAGGAAGAUGAUCAUACUGAAUCCACACCAAUGUUAAGUUCAGAAGAAGAAUAUAUUCGGUUAAAAGAUAUAUUCUCAAAUCAGGGAGCGAAAAGUGCAAUAUCUUAUUUUAGAAGAAAAUCCUAUUUUGAAGAAGAUAUGAUUCCUUUAAAUUUAAAAACGAUACCAGUAUUCCCUGCAAGUCCAGAAGAACUAAAUGACGAUGAUAAUGAUUAUAUGAUAGAUAAGAAUAAUAAAAAGAUGUCAUUAGAGGUCCUUCAUUCAUCAGGUAUUGACCUUAUAACAAGUACAAUAACAGAGAAUGGAGUUGAAAAGAUUGUAUAUAUACCACCGAACUAUAUAAUGGAACCUCAACAAAGAUUAAUUUUAUGUCAAAUUGUAUUGCAUGCAGCAGAUAUCAGUAAUGCGCUUAGACCAUGGCCUAUUUGUCUAAGUUGGUCUAAUUUAGUAUGUGAGGAGUUCUUUCUUCAAGGGGAUGCUGAGAAAGAACAUGGUUUAGAAGUAUCACCUAAUAUGGAUCGAAGUCAAGUGAGCCAAACAACGAUUGGUUUACAAUUUGGUGACUUUGUCGUUAGCCCUUAUUUUGAAAUUUUUGCUGCGUUAUUCCCUAAAGCAGAUGAACUGUUAAAGACACUAGUCGAGAAUCGAACACAAUGGAUCAAAUUAGAAGAAGAAAUAAAGGAUAAGAAAGAUAGAGAAGAGAAAGAAGGAAAUCAAAGAUUACCCUCCAGCAUGUUACCUGAUAGACCUAUCAUUAAUCCUUCCGGUAGAAGAGUUAGUGUAGCAGCUGGUAUGGUCAUUAUUCCUGAUGAAUUAGAAGAACGUACAGUGGGUUCUGGAAAAUAUAAACGAAAAUAUUGGGGUGUAAGAAGUGUUAGUCAUAGUGAUAUUUCUUCAAUCCGUAAAGAUCAACAGCAUCGCGACCGAUCAGAAGUUAUUCGUAGAAGAAAGAGUGAAGAACCUAAUCUUAUCAUAACACGCAAAUUACGAUAUGCUCCAAUGUCACCAAGAAGAUCAAGCCGAGAAAAAAAAUCAUCUACUUUACCAGUAAUUAGCCAAAAAUGAUGUAUACGUAAUAAAGAGUCUAUUCCAUGCUUAUUAUAAUAUAUUGAAUGUAAAUACAAUCCUUUUAUUUUUUUUUCUAAGAAUGAAUAAAUAAUGCAUAUUAUUAAUAUAAUGCUACAACCCA
Messenger RNA from Cokeromyces recurvatus, 2115 nucleotides. RefSeq lists its product as uncharacterized. The coding region runs from base 90 to 1991 and encodes 633 amino acids. Gene Ontology annotation, biological process: signal transduction. The transcript has 3 exons. Gene Ontology annotation, molecular function: 3',5'-cyclic-nucleotide phosphodiesterase activity. NCBI's taxonomy places the organism in Eukaryota, Fungi, Mucoromycota, Mucoromycetes, Mucorales, Mucoraceae. The record is from RefSeq and is a predicted model, not a curated record.